AUGCUCCCUCCGCAUUUCAAGCUAAACUCUGCCCUCACGUGCCGCCUAGUCGGUGGACUGACCAGAGAGCAGAGAGCCGUCUGCCACGACGAACCCGACGCGGCGGCGAUUGCGUUCGAGGGCCUCCAGAUGGCGGUCAAGGAAUGCCAACACCAGUUCCGCUGGCAUCGUUGGAACUGCUCCAGUCUCUUGGCGAAGAGCACGAACCCUCACUCCAGUGCUAUUAUGAAACGUGGUAAGAUAUUUUACUUAUCUGAUAUACUAUCCGAUACUGACAAAUCG
Molecule: messenger RNA, 282 nt
Organism: Iphiclides podalirius (scarce swallowtail)
Lineage: Eukaryota; Metazoa; Arthropoda; Insecta; Lepidoptera; Papilionidae
Source: the annotation of a GenBank genome assembly